Protopterus annectens (West African lungfish) is the source of this 1740-nucleotide messenger RNA. RefSeq names its product H-2 class II histocompatibility antigen, E-S beta chain-like. The record is from RefSeq and is a predicted model, not a curated record. Gene Ontology annotation, molecular function: MHC class II protein complex binding. The transcript is spliced from 6 exons. Bases 98 to 877 code for a protein of 259 amino acids. Gene Ontology annotation, cellular component: membrane; MHC class II protein complex. Gene Ontology annotation, biological process: immune response; positive regulation of T cell activation; immunoglobulin production involved in immunoglobulin-mediated immune response. NCBI's taxonomy places the organism in Eukaryota, Metazoa, Chordata, Ceratodontiformes, Protopteridae.
AGUGUUUCAUUUUAAAUACUUCCAGCAUUUGUGAGAACUUGUCAACAUAUAUCAAAUCUGUUUUCAUACAAUAGUGCUUUGGAGCCUGUCCUCUAUAAUGUCAAGUCUAUGGCUUAUUUUCUUGGUUUUGUUUAUGCCUGGUUUUCUUAAAGCGUCUGAAAACAGUGCUGGAAUUUAUGUGCUUCAGUGGAAAGCAGAGUGCCAGUACAACAAUGAUGGACAGGACAUAGUGCUGAUGCUGAAGCAUUACUACAAUGCUGAGUUUUUCAUAGAGUAUGACAGCCGGAAGGGUAAAUUCUCUGCAAAGACUGACUUUGGCAAGAUUGAUGCAGAGUACUGGAACAAUAAUACACAGUAUAUAGAUCAGCUCCAUGCACAAGUCGAUACUGUUUGCAGACACAACUAUGAAGGCUUAAAGGAGCCACUGGUGGAUCUAAAAAUUGUUCCCGAAGUAGCCAUAAUAACCACCAAAAAUUCAGGAGGCCUGAGCAUGCUUAUGUGCUUUGUUAGUGGAUUUUAUCCUCCAAAAAUGGGUAUACAGUGGCUGAGGAAUGGAGAAGAAGUCAAAGAUGAUGUUGUUUCCACUGGGAUUAUACAAAAUGGAGACUGGACUUACCAAAUUCAGCUUACAUUAGAAACAGUGCCAAAGGCUGGAGAAAAGUACAGCUGCAAAGUGAAUCAUGACAGUCUGAAAGAGCCGUUGAUUGUGGACUGGAAUCCAGCUCUGUCUCCAUCUGCAAAGAACAAGCUCAUCACUGGAGCCGGAGGGUUUGUCCUUGGCGGAAUCUUCAUUAUAGUUGGUUUGGUCAUUUAUCUAAGAAACAGGAAAGUUGCCACUCGUAUCCCAGUAUCUCAGUCUGAAGGUUUAAUGAGCUAAACGAAGAGUGAUGAUAGAAGUGCAGAAUGGAACACAGAAUGACUAUUCACUAACACAGAUAUAGCUGUAUUCUGUCUCAGUGCAUAAAGAUAUAUAGCAACUUCAAAUCAAAAGUAAUCUUUAAUUUUUGGACUCUGGAAAUUGAUUUUAUUGAUUCUUUCAUAUUCAGUGACAGUUUUGUCACUGUGGUUUUCCUUUUUGGUGAAUAGCAUGCUUAAAAUGACACUUGCGAAUGAUAAUUACUUUCCUGACUUUGUAUGUUGAGGAAUUUCUGUACAGAAUUUCGUGCUAGAUUUCUAGCAGUAUAUGUGUAAUCAUGCACAUAAAAGCAGGAAAUUUUUUAUUUGUACAAAUCGUUUGAUACAAAAUGCUUAGCAUCUGCAAUUCAAUUGGCUUGUUUAACAUGUUUUCUUGCAUUUAUUGUCAUAGAGUAGAAAAUGGGUGAUUCAUAAACAUAUGCAUCAGAUCAAUUUUAUAUGUUCUUAUCUUCUGAGUUUCUGGAAAUUUGAUUUGGCAACAUUCGAGGUGGAGGUACAGAAGCCAAAAUGUGGGAUUGUGAUACUGAAGAUGUAAGUCACUAUCUUAUCAGUGUAAGAAGUUGUGGUGUGACCUUUAAAAGUCCAAAACUUUCAGUUAUGCUUAAUAAAGCUCAGCCUGAGCACGGAUAAUUAAGAGUGUUUAAAUGAAAUAAAAGUACAUAAAAUAAUGUAAAAUAAAGAGUUUUGGACCAGGAAUAAGCAUUAAUUCACAUAUGUAUAUAAUCAUUAUGGAAGCAUUGUGUUUCUGAUGCCACAAUCGAUAUUUACUUAUUGCAUCUUUUAUACUAUUGUCGUUAUGAAGAAAUAAACAACUGUAAAAUCAUA